Messenger RNA from Capsicum annuum, 2479 nucleotides. RefSeq names its product DEAD-box ATP-dependent RNA helicase 21. The coding region runs from base 112 to 2205 and encodes 697 amino acids. NCBI's taxonomy places the organism in Eukaryota, Viridiplantae, Streptophyta, Magnoliopsida, Solanales, Solanaceae. The transcript has a single exon. The record is from RefSeq and is a predicted model, not a curated record. Gene Ontology annotation, biological process: mRNA splicing, via spliceosome. Gene Ontology annotation, cellular component: catalytic step 2 spliceosome. Gene Ontology annotation, molecular function: RNA binding; ATP binding; RNA helicase activity.
AUCACGAUGGAGUUAAGCCGUGGCCUGCAUACUCAAGUGUAUUAAUGUUCUGUUCCCUGCAGAAUACAAAGACCUUUAUCGAAACCCUAUCUGCAUCAGCCAGACGGCGAUAUGAGUCAACCGGAUCCGUCGAAGAAGCCCGUCUUCCUCACUAAAGCACAGCGAGAACAGCUAGCCCUUCAGCGCCGUCACGAUGAAAUCUCCGAACAGAAACGCCGGGCAGAAGAGCUUCUCCAACAAGGAGACAACAAUAACCGCCCUUCCUCCAACGAAAACGACGACCGUGAAAAGGAUCAUCGUGAGAGAGAUAGGAGUGACCAUCAUCGGUCCAGGGACAGAGAAAGAGAGAGAGAAAGGGAAAGGGGGUCGAGGGACCGGGAGUCGGAGAGGCGGAAGCGAGAUAGGGAGCGGGACGAAGAGAUUAAGGAAAGAGAGCGAGCUCGAUUGGAGAAAUUAUCUGAAAGAGAGCGAGAGAAGGAGCUUGAUGCUAUCAAAGAGCAGUAUCUCGGGUCGAAAAAACCUAAGAAGCGGGUUAUUAAACCUAGUGAGAAAUUUAGGUUUUCGUUCGAUUGGGAAAACACUGAGGACACGUCUCGUGAUAUGAAUGCUCUCUACCAAAACCCUCAUGAAGCUCGGUUGCUGUUUGGUCGCGGAUUCCGUGCUGGAAUGGACAGAAGGGAGCAGAAGAAGCUUGCUGCGAAGAAUGAGAGGGAGCUACGGGAGGAGAUCCGGAAGAAGGACGGCGUUGAGGAGUCUGCUGUAGAAGCUGCUGCUCUGAAGAAGAAGGAACUCGAUGCCGAUUUGUAUGACACUUUCGACAUGAGGGUUGAUCGCCAUUGGUCAGACAAGAAGCUGGAGGAGAUGACGGAGAGGGAUUGGAGGAUAUUCAGGGAGGAUCAUAAUAUAUCCUAUAAGGGGUCGAGGAUACCCCGUCCCAUGAGGAAUUGGGUCGAGAGCAAGUUAACUGCUGAGUUGCUCAAGGCCGUUGAGAGGGCUGGCUACAAGAAGCCGUCUCCCAUACAAAUGGCUGCCAUUCCUCUUGGACUUCAACAGCGUGAUGUGAUUGGUGUCGCAGAGACUGGAUCAGGUAAAACUGCUGCCUUUGUUCUCCCCAUGUUGACGUACAUCACUAGGCUUCCUCCAUUGAGUGAGGAGAAUGAGGCGGAGGGGCCAUAUGCGGUUGUAAUGGCCCCCACUCGAGAACUUGCUCAACAAAUCGAGGAUGAGACCGUCAAGUUUGCACACUAUCUGGGUAUCAAAGUUGUUUCCAUUGUUGGUGGGCAGUCCAUAGAGGAGCAAGGUUUCAGGAUUAGGCAAGGUUGUGAAGUUGUGAUUGCAACCCCUGGGCGACUUCUUGAUUGCUUGGAGAGACGGUAUUGUGUUCUUAACCAGUGUAAUUAUGUUGUUCUUGAUGAGGCUGACCGAAUGAUUGACAUGGGGUUUGAACCUCAAGUUGUUGGUGUAUUGGAUGCUAUGCCUUCAAGUAAUAUGAAACCGGAGAAUGAGGAUGAAGAGCUUGAUGAGAAGAGGAUUUAUCGAACCACUUAUAUGUUCAGUGCUACCAUGCCACCUGCUGUAGAGCGGCUGGCUAGAAAAUACUUAAGAAAUCCUGUUGUUGUGACUAUUGGCACUGCUGGAAAGGCUACUGACCUCAUUACUCAGCACGUUUUCAUGGUAAAGGAACCUGAGAAAAUGUUUAAGCUGCAGAAAUUGCUGGAUGAGCUUGGAGAUAAGACUGCUAUUGUGUUCAUCAACACUAAAAAGCAGGCUGAUACUGUUGCCAAGAAUCUGGAUAAAAACGGCUACAGGGUAACCACACUGCAUGGUGGAAAAUCACAGGAGCAGAGAGAAAUCAGCCUUGAAGGAUUUAGGACCAAGAGGUAUAAUGUGUUGGUUGCUACUGACGUUGCUGGUCGUGGGAUUGAUAUACCUGAUGUGGCCCAUGUGAUAAAUUAUGAUAUGCCAAACAAUAUUGAAGCAUACACCCAUCGUAUUGGACGUACAGGUCGUGCAGGAAAGACAGGUGUAGCCACAACAUUCUUGACCAUGCAGGACACUGAAGUCUUUUAUGAUCUUAAGCAAAUGCUCACACAAAGCAACAGUCCUGUUCCCCCAGAACUCGCCAGGCACGAGGCAUCGAAAUUCAAGCCUGGAAGUAUUCCUGAUAGACCACCUAGGCGGAAUGAUACUGUCUUUGUUCAUUAAAGUUGGAAUUGCUACAUAUGCUAUCAUAGUUGUCAAGUGUUGAGAGUUUCUAUCAUAGGAUCUGCUAAAAAUGGAGCUAGGUGAGGGAAUGAUGGAGUUGGUAGAUGUAGUGGAGGGUUCCAAGUUCCAACAUAUUGGAACUGAAGUUGGUAUACUCGUUCAAAAAUGAGUUCCAUUUUUUUACUAAAACUUUUCUGAAGGGAUUUGCUUUCUUUUUAUGAUUUGGUUUGUCGAUAACUAAGCUUUACGUAAGGUCUCUGCCUCAUUUCUUUUA